AUGGUUUGUGACAUCGGACUCGCUCGUUAUUUUGGAGAUAAAUUUUCUGAUGCAAAAGAAACUGUUGAAAAUAUUAAAGAGUUAUCUCCGAAAAUAAAUGAUACAUUUCAUAGCUGUCGUUGGAAGAACUUUCUAAGUGAUUGUUUGGACAUAUUUUUGCCCAUCAUCACUGAAGAAGGUGUUUGCUACACCUUCAAUACAUUGGGUGCUGAAGAAUUAUUUAGAGUUGAAAACCUCAAUAAGGACUAUGAUUACUUAGAACAUUCCAAACGUAAUUCCAAUCUUUGGACGUUAGAAGAUGGGUAUCCUCCUAAUAGUCCAGUAGAGACAUACCCUCAUAGAGGCACGGUUUUUGGCAUUAAAUCAGGAUUGAAGGCAGUUUUUAAAUUUAAAGGAAUUGAUCAAGACUUCCUUUGUAGAGGUCCUGUUGAGGGAUUUAAGAUAUUGCUGCAUAAUCCGGCAGAACUGCCGCGUCUUUCAAAAAAAUUCUUCAGGGUACCUUUAGCUCAGGAAGUGAUUGUUGCAGUUAAACCUAAUAUGAUGACGACCUCUAAAGGCUUGAUAAGUCUAGAUUCUUCAAAACGUCAAUGCUAUUUCCCAAAGGAUCGUUACCUCCAAUAUUUCAAAAUUUACACUCAGGCUAAUUGUGAAAUAGAGUGUCUAUCAAACUUCACGUACGCUAGAUGUGGGUGUGUUCAUUUCGGCAUGCCUCUGGAACUAGCCACAGCAGCAAUACAAACUCAUCUGGAAAAAAACACAUCUCAUAAUGGCAUUCUGAGUAAAGCUCUGUUAGUGGCGUCAAAAUGCAAAUGUCUUCAAUCCUGUACAUCCAUAGAAUACGAUGCUGAAACAUCACAAGGAGUUUUCAGUUGGCAAAACGCGUUAAAAGCUCACAACAUAGUUAUCCAAGAAAACACCAAUUUUUCUGUUAGUCUGGUUUCGAUUUUCUUCAAAGAAGACCAAUUCAUUACUUCACGAAGAUCUGAAUUGUAUGGGCGAACAGAGUUUUUAGCCAAUGUCGGUGGCCUACUUGGACUCUUUCUGGGCUUCUCCAUACUAAGUGUAGCUGAAAUAUUAUAUUUCCUCACCUUAAGGAUAUGGUUUUUUGUGAAAACGCCAUCAAACAAAUUAGAAGCAAAUCCUUAA
Molecule: messenger RNA, 1146 nt
Organism: Danaus chrysippus (African queen)
Lineage: Eukaryota; Metazoa; Arthropoda; Insecta; Lepidoptera; Nymphalidae
Source: the annotation of a GenBank genome assembly